This is a messenger RNA of Parascedosporium putredinis, 1311 nucleotides long. Lineage: Eukaryota; Fungi; Ascomycota; Sordariomycetes; Microascales; Microascaceae. The record is from the annotation of a GenBank genome assembly.
AUGGAGCACUGUCUGUCUGUUCUUCGGGCAUUCCCACCCGACACCCCACUACAAAAAGAGGAGGCGUACAAUGCAGCUAUCAAAGCCCAUGUCGACGCUCUGGACGCCCUUCUUGCUAAGCACAUAGGCAACCUUGUAGCGCACGCCGAGGCCAUAUUGUCUGCCCUUGAUCCCACCCAACAUACUACAUCAUACAUCGCCGUGAUUGAGACCGUGAUUAAAACGGACCCGAAGAGCUUAGUUUCGAGGCCAGACCUUCUAGACAAGAUAAUUCAGUGCCUGGUUCUUUUCGACACGCGCCAGGUCCGCUACGUUGGUGCCGCUUUUAGGGCCAUCCUCGAACACGUCAUCUUUACCAAGCUCUUCUCUCCCCGAAUCGCCGUAGACACUGCGGUAACUGCCAUACUCCGGCUAGAUCCCCAAGGCACCAUCCUCACAUCCACCCACUGCAUUCUCGCGAAUCUCGCCUACACUACAGGAUGUCUUAAAUACGCCCAGCCCGUGCUGGAAAAGUCGAUACUCUUCUUCCCCGAGCCCAACUACAAGCCUAGAUUCCUGUGCGAAAAGUCCCUCCCGCCUUGCGCCUACGUCACAUGCAGCAGCGGCUUGAGCGCACGCCUAACAUCGACGAGUCUCCUCGAAUACGACCUGCUUCGCGCCAUGAUGUACAUUGAGCAGAAGAGGUGGGAUAGAGCCCUCGACACCCUCGAACAGUGCAUCACGUACCCGACCGACGAAAAUUCCGUGAGCAACCUCAUGCUCCAAGCCUUUUACAAAUGGUGUCUGGUCAGCCUCCUGCUCCACGGCCGCAUCAUUGGCUUUCCCGGAAAUGCCGCGCCCGGGGCCGCUGCUGCCUUUGACAGCCAAGGCGAUGUCUACAUCAGCAUCGAUACCUUUUUCGCUGAAGAAAAUGCCGUCGCCCUCAAGGCUCACCGGGAGCGCCACGAAGCCCGAUUCAUCGCCGACGGCAACCUCCGACUCGUGGAUGAGGUCAUUGUAUCCUUUCAAAAGUGGCAGGUCAUUGGCUUGGGCAGCCUCUACUGCAAGAUUAGCGUCUCUGAACUCCGCCAGCUCACCCAAAGUGCCACGACUGGCCAAUCCCUCGAGACGGAUGCCGAGAUCGAAGCCCUGAUUCGGAGCAUGAUAGCCUCCGCUACGCUCGAUGCGACGCUGGAACCCGCCGCCGGCGACCGCCCCGCCCACCUGGCCUUCUCUCCCUCUCCGCCCCUGAUACCAGAGGCCGAGUAUGCGACGCAGCUCCAGGCUGCUUCGAGAGCGUCGCCCAGGUUUCCGCCGGCGUCGAAGCCGUGA